GACGUGUAGGAUUGUAGCGUACUUCAAAAAGACCGCCGUCCAUUCAUCAAGCGAAUAUUAAUUGAAAGCGACACGCACCGAUUGGCUAGUUUAUUUUUAAUCUCGACACGCCCCCAAAACCGUAAACAUGAGUGCAUACGACGAGGAUCUUCUCGACGAAGAGGACGAGGAAACCCCGAUGGCGGAAAGAGAUUUAGCAGAAGAUGCUCAGUGGAAGAAAAUCCAAAAGAAUACCUUUACAAGAUGGGCGAACGAGCAUUUGAAGACUGUCGACAAGUCAAUAACAGAUUUGGAGGCGGAUUUGUCCAACGGUUUGAGGCUUAUUGCACUGGUUGAAGUUUUGUCAGGCAAGAAAUUCAAGUCCAUUAACAAGAGACCAAAUUUCCGUACUCAAAAGUUGGAAAAUGUUACCAAGGCAUUGGAAUUUCUUGAAAAGGAUGAAGGAAUUAGAAUUGUCAAUAUCGAUUCUGGAGAUAUUGUGGACAGUAAAAUGAAGUUGAUCCUGGGUUUAAUAUGGACCCUUAUUUUACAUUAUUCCAUCUCCAUGCCCAUGUGGGAGGGAGAAGAGGAACAACCCCAGGAAGGUGGACCCACACCAAAACAAAGAUUGCUCAACUGGAUUCAGGGCAAGGUGCCCGACUUGCCAAUCAAAAACUUCACCACUGACUGGAAUGACGGCAAGGCCAUUGGUGCCUUGGUAGAUGCCCUUGCUCCAGGUUUGUGCCCUGAUUGGGAGGAUUGGGACCCCAAGAAAGCCAAACAGAAUGCCAAGGAAGCCAUGGAUGCUGCAGAGAAAUGGCUAGAUGUACCACAGCUGAUUAAGCCAGAUGAAAUUACAAACCCAAAGAUUGAUGACCUCAGUAUGAUGACCUACCUAUCACAGUUCCCCAAGGCUAAGUUGAAGCCUGGCGCACCACUCAGACCCCGUGUCAAUGCUGGUAAAGUACGAGCCUAUGGACCAGGUCUUGAGCCAAAAGGCAACCAUGUUGGUGCACCUGCCAAGUUCACAGUGGAAACAUUCAGUGCUGGAAAAGGAGAACUGGAACUUUUAGUUCUUGAUCCUAAAGGACAACAAACACCAUGCAUUAGCACCUUCAAUAAAGAUAGGAACCAGACUUAUUCCUGCUCAUACACGCCAACCUUUGAAGGAGAGUAUCGUGUCAUCAUAAAAUGGGCAGAGAAAGAGAUUCAUAAAUCACCGUGGAAAGUUCUCGUAGAGGGCGCUGCAGGAGAUGCUAGCAAAGUUACAGCUUCCGGUCCCGGUCUUGAAAAGACAGGAGUUGUUGUCGGAAAGAAAACAUAUUUUGAAGUGUUUACAAAAGGUGUUCCUGUGAAAGGUCGUUUGCCAACUAGUAAAUUGCCAUCAACCAGUGAUGCUGGUAAAGGAACUGUAGAGGUAACAAUCAUGGACCCCGCAGGUCACCGUGACAAGGUUAAGCCUACAGUUCACCCAAUAAACAAAGACGGAGUGGUUCUUGUUGAAUACACAGCCGUGGAAGUAGGCCUUCACUCUAUUUCCAUCACAUUUAGUAGUAAAGCUAUUCCAAAGAGUCCAUAUGGAGUCAAUGUCGGACCGGCCAUCAACCCAAAAGCCGUAUACGCUACCGGAAGGGGUAUUCAGCCACGCGGAGUCAGGGUUAAACAGAAUGCUGAAUUCAAAGUUCAUACAAAGGAUGCCGGAAAGGGAGAGGUCAAAGUUCAAAUCAUCGGUCCAGGUGGUGUAAACUUGAACUGUAAGGUGACCCCAUCAAAGACAGAAGAAGGCGUUUAUGAGUGCCUGUACAUUCCCCCCAAAGUAGGUCAAUAUGUCAUCAACAUUACCUUCGGUGGCCAGCACAUCACCAAGAGUCCAUUCCGUGUUGAUGUUGGACCAGAAAAGUUCUCAAAGAUUGUUGCAUUCGGACCUGGACUGGAAGGAGGUGUGGUUAACCAGCCAGCUUGUUUCACUGUGGAAACCAAUGGCGAAGUUGGUGCUCUUGGAUUUUCAAUUGAGGGACCAUCCCAGGCUAAGAUUGAUUGUAAAGACAAUGGAGAUGGAUCAGCUGACGUGACUUACUGGCCGACACAGCCAGGAGAGUAUGCCGUCCACAUCUUGUGUAACGAUGAGGAUAUACCACAAGCUCCAUACAUGGCACAGAUCCAACCUGCAACCACUGACUUUGAUGCCUCUAAGGUCAUUGCUAAGGGUCCUGGUUUGGAGAAGGAUGGAGUUACUGUUGGUAAGCCAGCAGAGUUCACUGUAGAUGCCAGGAAAGCAGGCAAAGCUCCUCUCCAUAUCACAUGUAUUGAUGCCACUUAUAAACCUGUUGAGGUUACAGUAAAGGACAACAAGGACGGCACCUUCUCGUGCAAGUACACAGCAAAGUCCGCCGUACGUCACACCAUCAUCAUCACCUGGGGAACUGUCGGAAUUCCAAAGAGUCCUUUCAGGGUAAAUGUUACAGUGGAAUGUAAUCCAGGAAAGGUGAAGGUCUAUGGUCCAGGUGUAGAGAAGGGAGUUAAAACCUAUGUCAAGACAUACUUCACUGUUGACUGCAGGGCAGCCGGUCCAGGAGAUGUAGCUAUUGCUCUCACUGAUGACAAGGGCAAGGAUGUUCCCUGCAACACCAUUGACAACAAAGAUGGCACAUUCACUGUUGAGUACGAGCCCAAAACACCCGGCACCUACACAGUGCAGGUGUACUUUGCCACCAAAGAAGUACCACAGUCACCAAUCAAGGUCAAGGUUGAAUCCAGCAUUGACCUCAGCAAGGUCACAGUGAAGGGACUUGAAACGCCCAUUCCGCUGGGCGAAACGCGUAAAAUCACCAUAAUAACAACUUCUGAGAAGAAGAAAGACCUUCCUUGCAAGGUUACCGUGACAACGCCAAAGAAUAAAACAGUUGAGCUUACACCAAAGAAAGCACCAGAUGGUUACACAUGUGACUUCAAGCCCCUUGAGUCAGGGCCACAUAAAGUUACCAUUACAUAUAAUAAUAAACCUGUGCCCGGCUCGCCGUUUGAUGUGGAGGUAACAACAGGUGGCAAGACAUUACCAGGCAUUCAGGUCAAAGGUCUUGAAACACCGGUUGAGGUAGGGGAGGCAAGGCCUAUCAGUAUCAUUACAACAUCCAUGCCAAAGAAAGAUGCCCCUUGCAAGGUGACUGCUACAAAUCCUAAAGGCAAAACUGUUGAGUUGCCUGUAAAGAAAAGUCCCGAGGGUUAUACAACCACUUGGACACCCUCCGAUCAAGGUCCGCACAAGGUUGCUGUUGAUUAUGAUAAGAAACCUGUGCCAAACUCUCCAUUCCCUGUUGAAGUUGUCCCCAAAGGAUCAAAAGGCCCUGCUAAAGAUAAACCCACAGGGGAAGUAACUGUGAAAGGCCUUGAUACACCAAUUCAGACUGGUGAAAAGAGAAUGGUUACCGUGGUAACAACCAGUGCACCAAAGAAGGAUGCACCAUGCACUGUAACAACAAUCAAUCCUAAAGGUCGCAGUACUACUUUAAAAACUAAGCCAGUGACUGAAGGUUAUGAGGGAGUUUUCUCCCCUUGGGAUACUGGGGUACAUAAAGUCAAAGUCGAAUAUGAUGGGCAGGAGAUCCCUAAUUCACCUUUUGAAGUUGAAGUGUACAAAAUCAAUAUAUCUGCUGUUGUUGUGAAGGGACUUGAAAAACCAAUUCCUCUUGGUGAAACAAGAAAGAUUAGUAUCAUUACAAAAGACGCUGGUAAAUCUGACCUUCCCUGCAAAGUCAUUGUGACCACACCUAAAGGUCAAACUGAAGAAAUCCCUACAGAAAAAUCCCCAGAGGGUUACACUAGUGACUUUACCCCAAAAGAGCCCGGGGAGCACAAAGUGAAAGUAGAAUACGCUACAAAAGAAGUGCCGAAAUCACCGUUUACAGUCUCCGUUGAAGUUUCCGAAAUCCAGCCUAAAAAGGCUGGGAAACCAACAGAAGCAGCCCCUGAGAAAAUUGAACCCAAGAAAGCUGCGCCAACUAAAGCUGCACCUGGUGAAGGCGGAGUUACUGUUAAAGGCCUUGAUACCCCUGUUUCUCCCGGCGAGAAACGUCCUGUUCUUGUUGACACAACAAAAGCACCAAAGAAAGACGCUCCUUGUAAACUAACUAUGACCAAUCCUAAAGGUCGCUCUGUUGAACUGAAAACAAAACAAGUUCCCGAUGGUUACGAAACCACCUUUUCCUCAUGGGAUAAAGGCACUCACAUUAUUAAAGUUGAAUAUGAUGGUAAAGAGAUACCAGAGUCGCCUUUCAAUGUAGAGGUCGAGAAAAUUGAUGUAUCGAAAGUCAGUGUCAAAGGUCUCGAUACUCCCAUACCUCUUGGGGAAACAAGGAAGGUUACUAUACUUACACACGAGACAGGACGAGCAGAUGCGCCUUGCUCUGUUGUUUCCACAUCCCCUAAAGGGAAAACAGAAGAAAUACCUACUGAGAAAAUCCCUGAAGGAUAUGUCUGUAAUUUCACACCUAAAGAGAAAGGUGACCACAAGGUCAAAGUCACAUACGCAGGAAAAGAAGUUCCAAAUUCACCAUUCAGUGUUAAUGUUGAGGCAUUAGAUAUAUCUGGCGUAAAAGUUAAAGGCCUUGAAAAAUCAAUUAUGGUUGGUGAAAAGCGUACAAUAUCAAUUAUUACAACAUCCACUGGAAAGAAAGACCUUCCCUGUAGAGUACAUGUCACUAAUCCUAAAGGGGUCACAACUGAAUUGUUCACAAGUACGACCCCUGAAGGUCACGAGACAUUUUUCACACCAACUGACCUUGGAAAACACACUGUUACUGUUGAGGUUGCUGGACAGGAAGUGCCGGGCUCGCCAUUCCCUGUGACUGUUACCAAGUUUGAGCAGAGAAUUGAUGUUGAGGGCUUAGAUACCCCAUUGACAAUGGGUGAGAAAAGAGAUAUUGCAGUGUUGGUCACAGCACCUGCUAAACCGAACAGAUUUGCGCCUGAACCUACUUGUAAAAUCACUGUGGCAAACCCUAAGGGAAGAAACUUUGAACCAAAAAUGGACAAAACCCCUAAAGGGUUCAAAACUUUCUACCAGUCGAAUGAGCCAGGGCCCCAUAUUUUCAAGGUUGAAUACAAUGGGAAAGAGAUUCCUGAUUCUCCAUUCACUUGUGAAGUUGAGAAACUGGAGAUCAGAAAGGUUGAUGUUAAAGGCCUUGAAACACCAAUUGAGGUAGGAGAACAAAGACCAAUUCAGGUGAUUACCAAAGACUGUGGCAAACCUGAUGCACCUUGCAAGGUCACGGCAGUUGCUCCUAAAGGAGACACUAAAGAUCUUCCCACAAAGAAGAUUCCUGAAGGUUUCGAGACACUUUACGCCCCAUUGGAGGUUGGUCCUCACAAGAUCAAAGUGGAAUAUGCAAACCGCGAAGUUCCCAAGUCUCCUUACCCUGUUGAAGUCCAGCCUAAAUCAGGAAAACCUAAAGAAACACCUGUUACUGUCAAGGGCUUAGAAACACCGGUCACUGUUGGUGAAAAGAGACCAAUCACCGUGACAACUGGAAAACCAGACGCCCCUUGCAAAGUCACUGCAACCAAUCCUAAAGGCAAACCAUCUGACGUUCCAACAAAGAAACUUAAAGAUGGCUAUGAAGCAACUUUCGCACCAUUGGAAGAAGGUCCUUACAAGGUCAAGGUUGAAUAUGCUGGAAAAGAGGCCCCUGGGUCGCCUUUCGCUGUUGAGGUGAAACCAAAGACUGACCUUUCGAGUAUUGAAGUCAAGGGACUUGAAACUCCAAUUCAACCAAAUGAAAAGAGAAAGAUUUCCAUUAUCACAAAAGCAUCCAAAACACCUAAUGCUCCAUGUAAAGUCGUUGCAUUGAACCCAUUGGGAAAACCAACUAAUUUACCCACUCAGAAAACUAAAGACGGUUAUGAGGCUACAUUUGCCCCAUUGGAAACUGGGCCACACUUGAUCAGGGUUGAUUUUGACAAUAAAGAACUACCAAAGUCGCCAUACCCAGCAAAUGUAGAGCUUGCUUGUGACAUUUCUAAGGUUGAUAUAAAGGGAUUAGAGAAACCUGUGGAGGUAGAUGAAUUUAGACCCGUCAAGGUCAUUACCAAAGAUACGGGCAAUGAGGAUGCCCCUUGCAAAGCAUCGUGCAUCGUGCCUUCGGGUCGCACUUUUAUGUUGCCCACAAAGAAAGUUCCCGAAGGGUAUGAGGUCAUGUUUCACCCCACAGAACAAGGUCCACAUAAGCUUCACUUUGAUGUCGCUGGAAAGGAAGUGCCUAAAUCUCCUGUUUCAACAAAUGUUCAACCUAAAUUAGAUAUCAAAAAGUUACAAGUUAAGGGGUUAGAAAAGCCCAUAAUGUUGGGAGAAACACGACCAAUUUCGAUCGUAACUGCUCAAACUGGGAGACCUGAUCUCCCAUGUAAGGUCUUAGCCAAAGGUCCAAUCAACCCUUAUCAAGAACUUCCGACUAAAAAAACAAAAGACGGGCUUGAAUGCGAAUUUACACCAACUGAAAGUGGAGACAGCUAUGUUAAAGUUAUAUAUGGGGAAAAGGAGGUUCCCAAAUCUCCGUACUAUGUAGAUGUGCAAUCCCCUGUUGAUAUAACUAAAGUUCAAAUAAAGGGGCUUGAAAAGCCUGUGGAAGUUGGAGAGACACGCCCCAUCACCAUAGAUACGACAUCGACUGGGAAGCCCGAUGCCCCUUGUAGGGUGUCUGUUACAAACCCCAAGGGUAAAACGGCUGAAUUGCCGGCUAAAACCUCGCCAGAAGGAUAUCAGACUCUCUUUGCUCCUCUUGAACCUGGUCCGCAUGUAGUUAAUGUUGAGUUCGCUGGCCAGAAAGUGCCAGAUUCACCUUUCAAUGUCGAUGUAAUGCCGGCCGCUGAAGUGGGCGCCGUGCAGGUUACCGGACUUGAUACUCCUGUGGAAGUUGGUGAAGCCCGCCCUGUUCAGAUCAACACUACUAAAACUGGAAAACCAGAUGCUCCAUGCCGCGUCACAGCAACAACGCCAAAGGGUGUCACUGCUGAACUACCCACUCAGCAAACACCAGAAGGCUACCAGACUGUUUUCGCCCCACUUGAAGAGGGCCCACAUAAGGUCAAUGUAAAUUAUGCUGGAAAAGAAGUUCCAAAAUCACCUUUCACUGUUCAGGUUGAACCUGCUUGCGAUACUGGAAAGGUUGAGGUUAUGGGAUUAGAGACUCCAAUCAAGGUUGGAGAGCCACGUCCAAUCACCAUUAUGACCUCUACAACUGGCAAACCUGAUGCCCCAUGCAAGGUCAAUGUAACAAACCCCAGAGGUCAAACUGUGGAGUUGCCAACACGUAAGAUACCAGAAGGCUAUACAGCCACUUUGGCCCCACAGGAAGUGGGUCCACAUCGCGUAAAUGUUAACUUCAAUGGCAAAGAGGUGCCAAAAUCACCUUUCAAUGUCAUGGCUGAACCGACCAUUGAUUUCAGCAAGGUGAAGGUCACUGGACUUGAGAAACCUGUUGAGGUUGGAGAGAUCCGCCCCGUCACCAUAGAGACAGCCCAGACUGGUGUAGUAGAUGCUCCAUGCCAAGUCACCGCCACAAAUAAAGUUGGACAAGUUAGAGAGCUCCCUCUCAAACCAACACCACAGGGAUACGAGGCACAGUUUGCUCCCUUGGAAGAAGGCGAACACUUGGUGGCUGUAAAAUAUGCUGGAAAAGAAGUGCCAAAAUCACCAUUCCCAGUUAAGGCUGUACGUCCAUCUGAAAUGGUAAAGGCCUAUGGUCCAGGUCUUGAACGUGGUGUGUCUGAGGAGCCGUGCAAGUUCACAAUUGACACAAGGGAGGUUACUCAACCAGGUGGCAUUGGUGUCACAGUUGAAGGCCCAGCUGAAAGCAAGAUUGAGUGCCGUGACAACCAAGAUGGGACCUGUGAUGUCACAUAUUACCCAGAAGUUCCUGGGGAGUACAACAUCAAUGUUACAUAUGCUGAUGAGCAUAUACCAAAGUCACCAUUUAAGUCACAGGUGGUACCAAGUGGAAAGAUUGACGUCAGCAAAGUUCGAGCCUAUGGUCCAGGGUUGGAGCCCGGCGUGUUCCUUGACUCACCAACUGGAUUCACUGUUGAUGCCAAAUCUGUGGCACCAACAGGGGAUGGUAAAGUGCGCGCCAUCGUCACCAGCCCCAGCGGUCAAAGAACCGAGAGUCUUGUUAAAAACAACAACGACGGAACCUAUGAUGUUCUUUACACACCAUACGAACAAGGUCCUAACACCAUCGAUGUUACAUAUGAGAACAUCCCAAUCCCACAGUCUCCAAUCAAUGUCAAUGCCACACCCGGAUGUGACGCGAACCGCGUCAAGGCUUACGGUCCAGGUCUCGAGGGAGGAAACACAGACAACAAGCAGGUGUUUACUGUAGAUGUGAAGGGAGCUGGACAGGGUGGUCUUGCUCUGGCUAUUGAUGGUCCAGCCGAGACUCAGAUCAACUGUAAAGACAACAGAGAUGGUACCUGUGAGGUCGAGUAUGUACCCGUUAAGAAAGGAGAUUAUGACAUCACCGUCAAAUUUGCUGAUCAACAUAUUCCAGGUUCUCCGUUCCAUGUUGGAAUCACAGAUCUUGUCAACCCCAACAAGGUGCGCUGCUAUGGUCCCGGCCUUGACUCCAAUGAGGUGUUUGCCGGCAAGCCAGCUACCUUUACCGUGGAUGCCACCGACGCUGGACAAGCUCCACUUGAUGUUACAUACACAGAUCAAACAGGCCAGAAACAGCCAGCUGAUAUCAUACCUGUAAGUGAAGGCAAGUACGAAUGUACUUAUUACCCAGUGGAUGAGGGAAAAUGCCAGGUAGAUGUUACAUAUGCCAACCAACAGGUGCCAAACAGUCCAUUCAAAAUGCAAGUACAGCCAGGCUCACCAGCUGACAAGGUAUUUGUCCAAGAUGGCUGUAAACCAACAGUCCUUGCCAGUUUACCAGAACAAUUCACAAUUGACACUCGUCAAGCAGGUGUACCAGGCGAUAUUGACGUGGUUAUUCAGAGACCCGAUGGUUCAUUCAUUCGUCCAAUGAUCCAAGACAACAAAGAUGGAACUUAUACUGUACAGUACACACCAGAAGACUGUGGUCCAUACAAUAUCAGUAUCACAUUCAAUGGUGAACCAAUCAAAGAAGCUCCAUUUCGCACCACUGCCAUACCAACUGGUGAUGCCUCCAAAUGCAAAAUUACAGAUGGACUACAACAGACAAUACCAGUUGAGAAAGAGACUUCAAUCACUGUUGAUGCCUCCCAGGCAGGCACUGGUAAGGUGACUUGCCGCAUCCGAAGUCCAACAGGUGCCGAGAUCGAUAUUGACAUCGUUGAAAAUACCGACGGUACAUUCGCCAUCUUGUUCACACCAGCAAACCCUGGUGACUAUAGUAUCAGCAUCAAGUUUGGUGGACAGAGCAUCCCCGAGGGUGAAUACAUCAUACAGGCUGUUGAUGAUGCAGAAUGGCAGGAUUAUCUACGUAAACAUCCUCCGGUGGGUGAGGACCUUAUUACCGCAGACCAGGUUGACAGUACCCAAGCUGCCCCUGGAUUGUAUGCACCACAGGAGUUCCGUAUUCCAGUUGGACCCAUCUUCAACUUUGUUACUGCCUAUAUAACCAUGCCGUCUGGAAAGAAAGCAUACCCCAAGAUUGAGGACAACAAAGAUGGCACCGUUACCGUUAGAUACCAGCCACAGGAAGUUGGACUCCAUGAACUUCACCUUUGCUACAACCAGCAAGAAAUUAGUGGCAGUCCAUUCCAGUUCCAUGUUGAUGCAGUUGACAGCCGUUUUGUGACUGCUUAUGGUCCAGGUUUGAGCCACGGUGUUGUCGGUGUACCUGCUGAGUUCACCAUAGUUACCAAGGAUGCUGGUGCUGGUGGUUUGUCUCUUGCUAUCGAGGGUCCAUCAAAGACCGAGAUUAAAUGCAAGGACAACGAGGACGGAACAUGUACAGUCACCUACGUACCAACAGCUCCUGGAGAGUAUAAUAUCACUGUUAAAUUUGCCGACAAAAACAUCUCUGGAUCACCUUUCGUUGCUAAAGUCACAGCUGGAGAACCGAAACAGAAAGCCCAGAUUGGUCGCAGCAGUGAGGUCAGCCUCAAGAUUACAGAGACUGAUAUAACCAACCUUACCGCCUCCAUCAGGAGCCCAUCUGGCAAGGAGGAACCAUGUAUGUUGAAACGUCUACCCAACGGACAUUUAGGAAUCUCUUUCACACCAAGAGAGACAGGUGAACACUUGGUUAAUGUAUACAGAAAUGGUCAACACAUUGCCAACAGUCCAUUUACCAUCAUGGUUGGUGAGACUGAGCUUGGUAACGCUGGCAAGGUCAAGGUCUAUGGCAAGGGUCUCGAGGAAGGAAUGGCCAAUGAGAUCAAUGAGUUCAUUGUUGACACCAGAGAAGCAGGAUAUGGUGGUCUCAGUCUAUCUAUUGAAGGCCCCAGCAAGGCUGAUAUUGAAUGUCACGAUAAUGAAGACGGAACAUGCAGGGUCACAUAUAAACCCACCGAGCCUGGAACUUAUAUCAUCAAUAUCAAAUUUGCCGAUGAACAUGUACCAGGCAGUCCAUUCAAGGUUAAGAUUGGAGGGGAACCAUCGGAGCGUGUCAUUGAGAGGAUUAUGAGACACAGGGAAGCAGUCGAUGUCAGUCAUGUCGGUAGCGAGUGCGAACUUAGCCUUAAGAUUCCAGCAUCAUUCCUUAUGAGAAUGAUGGGAUAUAGUGUUAGCCAGACAACUCAAAAAGGUACCAGUCCAUUUGACAUGUCUGCCUCUAUAACCAGUCCAUCAGGAAUUACGGAACUUUGUGAUGUGGUCAGCUUGGAUGACUGUCACUACAGCAUCAAGUUUGUUCCCAAGGAGAUGGGUAUUCAUACAGUCAGUGUAAAACACAAGGAAAUGCACAUCCCAGGCAGUCCCUUCCAGUUCACUGUAGGACCCAUCGCUGGUGGAGGUGCUCACAAGGUUCAUGCCGCUGGACUUGGUCUGGUGCGCGGAGAAGUCAAUCAGCCAAAUGAGUUCAAUAUCUACACACGUGAAGCUGGUGCAGGAGGUCUAUCUAUCGCUGUUGAAGGUCCAUCAAAGGCCGAGGUGGAUUUCGAGGACAGGAAAGAUGGAUCAUGUGGUGUCACAUACCAAGUUACAGAGCCAGGAGAGUAUAUGGUAUCAAUUAAGUUCAAUGAUGAGCACAUCCCAGAGUCUCCUUUCCGUAUACCAAUUACACCAAGUAUCGGAGAUGCCAGGAAAGUUUCUGUACAAGCUCUCCAGAGCAAGGGAUUAGCUAUUGGCAAGCCAUGCUCAUUUGUUGUCAACUUUAAUGGUGCACCAAAGGGCAAGCUACAGGCACGUAUAAUCACACCAUCUGGCUCUGAGGAUGAUGCUUUGGUACAAGAAAUUGAUGAAGGAGAAUAUGCUGUAAGAUUUAUCCCAAGAGAAAAUGGCCCCCACUUAGUAUAUAUAUCAUUUGAUGGUUGCCAGAUCCCCGACAGUCCAUUCAGAAUCCAGGUUGGCACAGUGCACGCUGACCCAGGAAUGGUACAGGCUUAUGGUGAUGGACUGAAAACUGGAAAAACUGGUCAGACAGCCAAGUUUAUUGUGAACACAGUAAAUGCUGGAUCAGGUGCAUUGUCAGUGACCGUUGAAGGUCCGUCUAAGGUCAAACUUGAGUGCCGUGAAGUGGAAGAUGGCUACGAGUUCACAUACAACCCUACAGCACCAGGAGAUUAUAUGAUCACUAUUAAAUAUGCAGGAACCAACAUUGCCGGCAGCCCGUUCAAGGCCAGAAUUGAAGGUCAAGGCAAACCAAGUGGUUUCCAGGAGCAGGCAUCUGUUGUCGUAGAGACUGUAACCAAGACAAGUUCAAUGAGCAAAUUUGCAUCCUUCCCACCAUUUGUAUCAGACGCUUCCAAGGUAACCGUAGACGGAAAUGGCGUAAAGAAGGGAUAUAGAAAUAAACAGUGUACAUUCAAUGUUGAUACGUCACAAGCUGGAUUCAAUAUGCUGUUUAUUGGAAUGGUUGGAACUAAAGGCCCAUGCGAGGAGCUGUGCGUAAAACACUUCCCCGGACAGCCAUAUAAGAUAACUUAUCUUGUAAAAGAACGUGGGGACUACAUGCUCGCCAUCAAGUGGGGAGAGGAACAUAUCCCAGGCUCACCCUUCUAUGUUAAAGUGGAAUAAUCCAACAAAAACAUUUUGAAUAGAGAUUAUAUCUAGGUCAUUUUUCAAAUUUCAUCACUAUGGACUUCAGCCAGUCAUUCGUGUCUCAAUGUGUUUAAACUGAAGACAUUGAACUAUUUCGAAUGCAUGCUGAAUAUUUUGACAUUUGAACAAAUAAAAAAACACAUUGAAAUCAUGUAGAAUGCCAAGCUUUGUGUUUGUAAAAAAUAUGCCGAAAAUAUAUUGGCAUAUGUGUAAACUGAAAUCUCAUUCACAAUGGUGCUUCCAUAUGGGUUGUAUGGGUUACUGUGUAACAGUGUAAACGAUAAGUUCUAACCUGUUCUAUUCUCUAUGCAAUAUAUUCUAUGUCUCUCAUGUAAAAUUGUACAUCUUUAGAUUUAUUCGAAAAUUUUACUUUUUGUAUAUUGCUUACUGUAAAUUUGAUAUAAAUAUUUCGUCCUGUCUACAUUUUUUGAAUAUUUAUUUAAGCACUUAUUCAAGUUUACAGAUAAAAGAACGAAAAAAUUUAAAAAAGGAUUCCAGAAUGGAUUAUAUACCUUUUGUCUUGGGUUUUUUUUUUACUGAAUACAAAUGAUAGUUUAUUAUUAUGAAUCUCGAUUUAUCUUAAGUGUAAAACCACUAGUGUAAAUGAUAAGUGUUUAUAUGUGGGUUUUCCGUUUCUUUAAUUCAGUUGAAAUUUUUUUGUUUCGUUUUUCUUUUUAUGUGUGCUUUUGUAUAUAAAGGCCAGUGCAAUUGAUAGAAACUGAAUUUUUCGAUUUAUACAUCUGUCAUUAGUAAAACUUUUCUCACGAAAUUCUAGAAUUAGACAGAGCCAAUCAGUGAUAAUCUUCUGAUGGUUUAAAGUCUAUAAAAGUGCUAAGGGUACAUUUUAAAUAUAUCCCUAUAUCAGAUGUAUUUCAAAUCAGAUAUAUAUUUUUUCAUUAUACGAUAAUGCAUUUUUUCAUAUACAAAUGCUUUCUUUUUAUAUAAGAUGAUAAUCUCAUAUAUGUUAUGCUAUAUGCAGCAAAAAAAUGAUGUAAAAAUGACUGUUGAUUGUUGAAAAAAAAAUGUUUAUGAAUUUGUUAUGUAUGUAAAAUAUUUUUCAUGGCCCCCCCGUAAUUUAUGACAAACUUAGUUUGACCUCCAAGGUCGAAAGAUUUUAAUUAUAAAUAAAGCUGGGAUUUAUUAUUAUCUAGAACAAAGUUUAGUGUAUGUCUUUCAAAUAAAACAAGCAGACAUUAUGAGGAUAUCUCAAAAAAAAAAGAAGAAAAUUUGGGCAUUUUGAUCAACUUGACCUUGGAGGUCAUAUGACCCUUUGUUCAAGACUGUACAUGUACAUAUUAAUAUGAAGGAUUGUUAUGUAACCAUUUAAUUUUGAGUGCUAUAGUCAUGUUAACCAAUUUUGCUUUCUAAAUCAUAUUAAAAUAUAUGCAACUGCUAAAUCAUUCUUUUUCUAUAUAUUUUUUUAAUUUCGUCAGAUAUUUUUGUCUUUUCUAGUAAGAAAAUUUAGUGAAUAAGACUUAGAAAGAAAAAAAUGAAAAUGGAGUUUCACUCCAAUAAUGGUAGGACUGAAAACCCAAACCAUUUUUCCCCCAUAAGAUUCAAACCAUAAACACAAACCCUAAAUGGAAAAAGGGCAUUUUUGAAGUAUAAAUACGGGGUCUUACUACUAUUUUGAAGAAUAAAGAAGUAUCCAUGGAAACAUGAUAGUUUUAUAACUGCCACUCUGAAUUGAGCAUAUUAUGCAGCUUUUAUAGAGCAAAUUUAUAUGUUACAUUUUGUCAAUAAAUAUAAAUUUUCUCUCA
Ruditapes philippinarum (Manila clam) is the source of this 13920-nucleotide messenger RNA. Its product is annotated as filamin-A-like. Gene Ontology annotation, molecular function: actin filament binding. Gene Ontology annotation, biological process: actin cytoskeleton organization. The record is from RefSeq and is a predicted model, not a curated record. NCBI's taxonomy places the organism in Eukaryota, Metazoa, Mollusca, Bivalvia, Venerida, Veneridae.